Wallemia mellicola CBS 633.66 is the source of this 1983-nucleotide messenger RNA. RefSeq lists its product as hypothetical. Lineage: Eukaryota; Fungi; Basidiomycota; Wallemiomycetes; Wallemiales; Wallemiaceae. The record is from RefSeq and is a predicted model, not a curated record. The transcript has 3 exons. Bases 154 to 1983 code for a protein of 609 amino acids.
GUAUUAUAUAGAUAACGUAUAUAUUUGUAGCAAGCAAGGCUAAUUCUCUCAUUAGAAUCAUUUAUGAGCUCACCAGUUGUUAAAUGCGGAAGAAUGUAAAUAGCUAAUAAUAAUCUAGCUAUCUUCUAUAAUCACCCUUGAUUAUACACCACCAUGACUUCAAUCCACACUUUUCUGUCAAUUUCGACAGAAGAGGAGAAUGACGAAUACGUAGAGUUCACUGACUAUUUCGGUUCUCAUGCGUUCUUAUCCCACGUUUGGACUAGAGAACUAUCUGAUAAAGAUACCAAUAAGCAAUUGUCACAUCUGCCACCUUUUAGAGUCACAGAUGACGACGUAAUCGAAUUUCAAACUCAGAAACGCGUCAAUGGCAGCACUUUUGUACCGACGGGGAAGUAUUGCAGCUGGAAUAAACUAUCAGAGCUCAAUCCAGGCGUCGUAAAGCCACAACCUAGACCGGAACAGUUUAAGGUUAGAAGCGAUGAUCACACAAGCACGACAAGCCAAUUUAAUAAAAGUUCGUCCCCAAGGAAGGAUAAUAAGGAAUCGGAUAUCCACGUUUCUCCAACGAAAUCUAGCGGUGCUUCUCGAUGGGCCACAUCAACCAAGACCCAGACGGUAGGGCAGAUGCCUAAGGAUAUACCUAACGGUGCAGCUAGAGAAACCCCGAAACAGCCAUCGCUUAUAAGUCGACUCAACAACGAUCAACUUGGAAACACACCAGAGAAAUCAACCACGAGGAGACGAUCUAAUGGCCAAACCAAUAUUCAAAAAGCUGCUCCACCUCACUUAACCCAAUCUACUGCAACUAUGGACAACCAUAACAGAGUGCCUGAAUUACAAAAGCGAGCACAGCUGCCACACCCUCAAAUUCCGUCUCAGCUCAAUCCAGAUGCCUCUCAGUUCAACUUUGGAAGUGUUCAAAAUAGAAGGAGCUCCCUAGGAAGCAGAAGAAAUCGUCAAAAUGAACAACAGGGAGACAAGAAUUCUGACAUACUUAAAAUCAAGAAGGAAAGUAUACCAAAAACUACUCCGGAUACAAACACAUCCUUGUGGGCACCAAAACCUGCAAGUACGUCAUUACAUGCACCUAAUCCAUCUGUGGAAGCGGCUGAGACAAAGGUUUCAACAUCGAGACCACCGAAGUUGCCUCCAACAGGGCCUAGGAAGUCUAAUACCGACAGAAAGUCGUCUCUUAACAAAACUGGCAAGCCUAAACAUAAUGAUAUUGGUAUGGGAAAUGCUCAUGGUAGUGCAAAUACGUCAACUACCAACGGACCGGACAAUGGCCAAGUCAAUGCGCAUGCAAAUAGCAAGACAAAUGGUCAUUCUAGAGGACAUACACGACAAAGUUCAGUCAAUGAGCUGCUUUUAAGAUUGCGGGCUGCUACACUCGCAACGGAUCAAGAUGGUGCUUCUGGCAGUGUAACUGAACAAUCACAAUCACAAUUAGAACCGAUAAAGGUAGUUCCACCUAGAAAACCAUCUCAAUCACGUCAACCAUCGACAGUACCACCAAAUAAGACGUCACAGCUAUCACCACCAAGUAAACCGUCACAGCUAUCAGAACCAAGGAAACAAGCACAUAUACCAUCAAGCAAGCCAUUUUUUCCGCCUCAAAAACCCCGUCGACAGUCUUAUCAAAAGGAAGCAGCUGUCCUAUCGACAACAGCCAGCAUGCAUGCUCCACGCGAUCAAUUGAACACUCGCAAGCCAUCAUAUGAUGGUAAACCUACUCCUUUCCGUUUUGCAGAACCACCAAAAGCACCUCGCUCAAUGCGUAAAGGAAAUGUACUACAACCUCAAGCAAAGCCAUUUACGCCUGCUCAGAGACCAAUUCAGACUGCAGAAUCUUCUCGUCCAGUCAAACAUCAACAUAAGGAUCCUAACCUUCGUCACAAGACAUCACUCACUAGCAAUAUAAGUUGGGCAGAUGCAGAUGAUGGGAUGGAUCUACCUGAUAUCUCCGCACUUAAUCGUUGA